AUGCAUUACCAAUGCCAAAGCUGCUGCAUGUGCUUCGCCGUCAGAGAGGACUGUGAAAAACACAUGGACUUAAAAGACCACAGAACUCCCUCUGCCCCCGGAUUUCUUCAGGGCCAGGCACACGAUGGGAACUCGAACGAGCAACUCCAGAGGUCUCUCUCAUAUGCCACGACGGGCACCCAACUCACUCGUGCUCUGAAUGCUUACUAUAAGCAUACUAGCAUACGAUACAACCUGGAAACAGGACUCAACGAAAGUGUCCACAGCUACCAUUCCAUCGAUGUGAUUCUGGACACAACCAGCAACCGGGCCAAAAACUAUGGAUGCGCGGUGUGCGAGCGUCAGUUCAGCUCCCUGCUAGCUGUCAACCAGCACAUGGACGUGAAGAGCCACUGGCCGGAGCAGUCACAACGUCCGCACCGCGCUCCACCUGGCUCUCGACCCAUGGGCAUUGCGGGCCCAGAACAGUUGUGGCCUGAAGAGCCGUUGCCUGCUUUACCCAACAUGCAACAUGGUUCUAUCGACGUGAAGGAACAAUAUAACCCAGAAACAGGUAGAUACAUCUAUCAAUCCGUGAGAAUUAGCAACAUGAGAAUUAACAUAACAGGCGUUCACUUCACGGGAGGGUUUCCGUGCGAGACGUGUGAUCGUCUGUUCAGCACCCAGCAAGGUGCUAACCAGCACAUGGAUGCUAAGGAACACUGGCCCCAGCCCCAAGAUCAGCAACGCACUCACACAAACACCAGCACCAGCACCGGACCAAACACGAGCAUACGACCUCACACACGCGCAGGCAUCAGACCCCGGAGAUAUGCAAGACCAGUAGCAGCAAUCAUAUCCUUCAAAUGCGACACUUGCGAGCGUGUUUUCAACACCGAGGACGGAGUUGUCCAGCACAUGGCUGUCAAGGCUCACUGGCGUAUCUUUGGAUGCGACCUCUGCUGUCUUGAGUUUCGGACUCGGGGCCAGCUCGAGCGACACACUGCCACCCAUGACUCUUCGGAGCCAGAAAUAAAGCGUGAACCAGAUGUCCCUUUCGAGACAGAUAUCCCUUGUGAGAUAUGCCAUCUGGUAUUCCCCACUGCAAAUGCUGCAGAUAAGCACAUGGCCGAGGUGCAUUUUUGCAAGGAGUGCGGUGGGUUGGUCACAGAUACGAACACGCACAUGGAAUGUUCGAUGCUGUAUGUUGAGGCUUUUUUGCGAGCUCAGUAUACCUAA
This is a messenger RNA of Penicillium arizonense, 1218 nucleotides long. RefSeq lists its product as uncharacterized. NCBI's taxonomy places the organism in Eukaryota, Fungi, Ascomycota, Eurotiomycetes, Eurotiales, Aspergillaceae. The transcript has a single exon. Bases 1 to 1218 code for a protein of 405 amino acids. The record is from RefSeq and is a predicted model, not a curated record.